UUAUAAAUUCCAUUGCAACCUAUGUGUAACUUAAUCAAAGAAUCUCAAUAGUGAAUGUAUUAAAUACUGAUGUUGUAAAUUAAGAUGUCAUCCAACUACAUUGUUACUGCUCACAAACCAACUGCUGUAAAGCAAUGUAUUACAGGUAAUUUCACCAGUGGAAGUGACUUGAAUUUAUUAAUUUCUAAGAACACCCGACUAGAAUUAUUCACUGUCACACCAGAAGGCUUGCGUCCUGUCAAAGAAAUCAAUAUAUAUGGCAGAAUAGCUGUGCUCAAAUUUUUCAGACCAGAAGGUGAAGAUCGUGACUUAUUGUUUAUAUUAACCGAGCGAUAUCAUGGAUGUAUAUUGCAAUACAAAGCAACUGAUGGCGGAUGUGAAAUUAUCACCAAAGCAAGUGGGGAUCUCAGUGAUACAGUUGGCAGACCGCCAGAAACUGGAAUAAUUGGAAUUAUUGACCCAACAAGUAAACUUAUUGGUCUUCGCUUGUAUGAAGGGGUUUUCAAGUUCCUACCUUAUGAUCCAACUUCUGAAGAGUUACGACCUUUCAACAUAAGAAUUGAAGAACUGAGUGUCAUUGAUGCUAAAUUCCUACAUGGUUACACCACACCAACACUUGUUAUUAUUUACCAGAACUCCCAAGGUCGCCAUGUGAAAACAUAUAUAGUUGAUGUACGUGACAAAGAAGUAGUAGCUGGACCGUGGAAACAAGAAAACAUCGAUGCUGAAGCCAACUUUAUUAUUAAUGUUCCCAAACCCUUAGCUGGAUCCAUAAUCAUUGGACAAGAAUCCAUCACCUACCAUAAUGGUGACAAAUAUAUUCCUAUUGCACCACCUCAAAUAAAGGACACAAUCAACUGUUAUGCUCCGGUAGAUAAAGAUGGAUCAAGAUACCUCCUCGGUGAUCUUGCUGGUCAUCUAUUCAUCCUUCUCCUGGAGAGUGAUGAGAUGAUGGAUGGAACAAACACAGUCAGGGAUCUUAAGAUUGAACUUCUUGGAGAGGUUUCGAUCCCAGAAGCAAUCAGUUACCUUGACAAUGGGGUGGUUUAUAUCGGGUCACGACUUGGAGAUUCACAACUUAUUCGGUUACAUACAACACCUGUAGAAGUGCAGUCACCUACAGACUCUAGCAUGGAAGGAAGACCCAAACCAAGUCUUAUCAGUGUGCUUGACACUUAUACCAACCUUGGUCCUAUUAUUGAUAUGUGUGUAGUUGAUUUGGAUAGACAAGGACAGGGUCAGGUGGUCACUUGUUCUGGCGCAUUUAAAGAAGGAAGUCUCAGAAUUAUUAGAAACGGGAUCGGAAUCCAAGAACACGCGAGUAUUGAUUUGCCUGGAAUUAAAGGUUUAUGGCCUUUAAGAGUGUUUGAUACUUCACGGAGCUACGAUACUCUCGUCAUCUCAUUCGUCGGACAUUCUCGCAUCCUCCAGUUGAGUGGAGAGGAAGUAGAAGAGACAGAUCUUCCUGGAUUUGAUGAUGAGAGCCAAACUUUUUACUGCUCCAAUGUUUGCCACAACCAACUUGUACAGAUCACAGAGAAAAGCAUCAGGUUGAUAUCACACACUGAGAGAAGACAAGUUCAUGAAUGGAAACCUAAGAAUGAUCGUCAUAUAAGUGUUGCUACAUGCAAUAAGUCACAAGUGUUGCUUGCUAUUGGCUCAUCUCUUCAUUACUUUGAAAUACAACCAGGUGAGGUGAUCGAACGAGCAUGUGUGGAUUUACCACACGAAGUUGCAUGUUUAACUAUUGAACCCCUGGUCAGUGACCCUUCAGAAUUGGAAGGUCCAGACUUCGUCACGGCCUCUAUAUGCGCUGUCGGUUUAUGGAACGACAACACAGCUCGUGUUCUUAAACUUCCAACAUUAGAAGAGAUGCACCAGCAGAAACUGGCCGAUGAAAUAAUCCCACGUUCAAUACUUCUGGUACAAUUCGACGGUAUUAACUAUCUACUUGUGACUCUUGGUGACGGGACUCUGUUCUAUUUUACUCUCAAUCCUGAAACAGGUUAUAUCAGUGAUAGAAAGAAAGUUCCACUUGGAACACAACCAACUUCCCUCAGUGUUUUCACGUCUGGUGGUUCACGAACAGUGUUCGCGUGUUCGGAUCGUCCCACCGUCGUAUAUAGUUCGAAUAAGAAGCUGGUAUUUUCCAAUGUCAAUUUAAAAGAGGUUUCCCAUAUGUGCCCGCUGGAUUCGGACGGUUAUCCGGACAGUCUUGCCUUGGCCAAUGACAACACCUUGUUGAUCGGGACGAUAGACGAAAUACAGAAACUGCAUAUUCGCACAGUGCCGCUGUAUGAGUCACCAAGAAGAAUAGCUUACCAGGAAGAAUCUCAAUGCUUUGGCCUUGUCACUUUACGUACAGACUCCGUCGACGCUACCGGUGAUAAGAUGAAAAUAACAAGACCCAGCGCUAGCACUCAGGCAUCGGUAUGCACGAAAAGUCCACCCGUAGACGGAAGAUCCGUCGAAGGUUUUUCUGCCACAGCUGAUAUAGGCAGUUUGCUUAUAAUAGACCAACAUACAUUUGAAGUCCACCAUGCAUACCAGCUUGACACGAACGAGGAACCCUUAAGCAUUAUGUCAUGCAAAUUAGGAUCGGAUCCUAACUCUUACUUCGUGGUCGGCACUGCGUUCGUUUACAUGGAAGAAACUGAACCAAAACACGGCCGAAUUCUCGUCUUUCAUUAUAUUGACAAUAAAUUAACGUUGGUGGCGGAAAAAGAGGUGAAAGGAGCCGUGUUUUGUCUUUGCCAGUUUAACGGCCACGUUUUGGCUGCCAUUAACACGUCGGUGAGCAUAUACCAGUGGACGACAGAAAAAGAGUUACGUGCCGAGUGCAGCAACCAAAGCAAUAUAUUGGCAUUGUACUUAAAAUGCAAGGGCGACUUCGUGUUAGUUGGCGACCUCAUGCGCAGUAUGAGCAUCUUAAACUACAAGCACGUAGAAGGCAAUCUAGACGAGAUAGCGAAGGAUUACAGUCCAAAUUGGAUGACGGCUGUCGAGAUUUUAGACGACGAUAAUUUCUUAGGCGCCGAAAAUUUCUACAACGUAUUUAUCUGCCAGAAAGACAGUGGUGCUACUACAGACGAAGAAAGGUCCAAGCUACGAGAAGCCGCUUUGUUUCACGUUGGUGAUUCAAUAAACACUUUUCGUCAUGGUUCACUAGUCAUGCAGAACGUGGGGGAAACUGCGGUUUCUUCGAAGGGGCAUAUUCUCUUCGGUACAGUGCAUGGGAGUAUAGGAGUGAUUACAACAGUCGACGAAGACCUAUACGCAUUUCUGCAUUCUAUACAGAACCGGCUUGCCAAAGUCAUCAAGAGCGUCGGAAACAUAGACCACGAAUCAUGGAGAUCGUUUUGCACCAACGAAAAGACGGAGGCUCACCGUGGGUUCGUGGAUGGCGACCUUAUUGAAUGUUUUCUCGAUCUUAACAGGGAAAAGAUGGCAGAAGUAGCAAAGGGUUUGAUGGUAAAAGAGCAUGGGACGAAACGAGAAGCAACGGUUGAUGACUUGAUAAAAGCAGUGGAAGAAAUGAACCGCAUUCAUUAAAACGAAAACAUGAUUUUCCUUAAAUUUGUGAACCCCACAAAAACGCUGCGUCAAUUUGCGUUAGUUUCAUUCACUCAGUUUUUGACCAUACUUUUUUAGAACGCGCAAAAUUUUUCUCUAACAAUCAUUGUUCGGUAUUUCUUGCUGCUGUUUCGUCAAGCGAGGCCUAGCAAAUACCGCGGGUCGAUUUAAUUUCAUGUAGCUACGGCUAUAUUUGUUGGCCUAAUAUGCGCCCAAUGAUGAUGGAUUUCCUAAUAAAAUAAUUGCAACGCCGGGAGUCUCACAUAUGACGACUGGUGUGCUAUUUAAA
This is a messenger RNA of Ciona intestinalis (vase tunicate), 3862 nucleotides long. The record is from RefSeq and is a predicted model, not a curated record. Lineage: Eukaryota; Metazoa; Chordata; Ascidiacea; Phlebobranchia; Cionidae.